AGUACAGAGAAAUAUACGGGAUCCAGCUGAAUGUCAUAUAUCCAGCCGAAAAUCAAAACUACUAUUUAUCAUCAUGCUUCCACUGCAGUGAGCACUUUCUACGGCAAUAAAAAGAAUAUUCGCCAAUUCAUCCUCUCGCUCAAGCACUGAAAUAAGGUGUGAAUGACCGACGUGGUGCCUCCGGCUGCUCUGAGCGAAAUCAAACUGCGCCUUCUCUGUCAGGAUGACAUAGACAGCAUUAAACUCCUCUGUGGUGAUUGGUUCCCCAUUGAGUACCCAGACUCAUGGUAUCACGACAUCACCUCCAAUAAGAAGUUCUUCUCUCUGGCUGCCACGUUCAGAGGAUGCAUUGUUGGGAUGAUUGUGGCCGAAAUAAAAGGCCGGACAAAAGUACACAAAGAGGAUGGGGAUAUUCUGGCCUCCAGCUUUCCUGUCGACACUCAGGUGGCUUACAUUCUGAGUUUAGGAGUCGUGAAGGAGUUUCGCAAACACGGAAUAGGUUCCCUGUUGUUGGACAGCCUGAAAGAACACAUCUCCACCACAGCGCAGGACCACUGCAAGGCCAUCUACCUACACGUGCUCACCACCAACAACACUGCCAUCCACUUCUAUGAGAACAGAGACUUUAGACAGCACCACUACCUGCCCUAUUAUUACUCCAUACGCGGAGUGCUGAAGGAUGGCUUCACAUACGUGCUCUACAUUAACGGCGGUCACCCGCCCUGGACUAUCUUUGACUAUAUCCAUCAUAUAGGCUCUGCCCUGGCCAGCCUGAGUCCCUGCUCCAUCCCUCAGCGGCUGUACCGCCAAGCACACAGCCUUCUCCGUAGCUUCCUGCCCUGGUCGGGCAUCUCCUCCAAGACCGGCAUCGAGUACAGCAGGACCAUGUGAAGGAUGCCAGUCCCCCAUCCCUGCAUGGACUGGAGGAUGAGUGGAGCAGCCAGGGGCUGAUCAUGGAGUCCAGUGACUGGCAUUGUAGACAAAGGCAUUCUUCUUUUCUUCUCUCCCUGCAGCCACAGACAAUGUAAUAUAUCUGUACAUU
Molecule: messenger RNA, 1042 nt
Organism: Chanos chanos (milkfish)
Lineage: Eukaryota; Metazoa; Chordata; Actinopteri; Gonorynchiformes; Chanidae
Gene: naa60
Product: N-alpha-acetyltransferase 60, NatF catalytic subunit
Exons: 7
Coding region: 163-891 (242 amino acids)
Biological process (GO): N-terminal peptidyl-methionine acetylation
Cellular component (GO): Golgi membrane
Molecular function (GO): histone acetyltransferase activity; protein-N-terminal amino-acid acetyltransferase activity
Source: RefSeq, a predicted model, not a curated record